Messenger RNA from Rosa chinensis, 1044 nucleotides. RefSeq names its product G-type lectin S-receptor-like serine/threonine-protein kinase RKS1. Bases 1 to 1044 code for a protein of 347 amino acids. Gene Ontology annotation, biological process: recognition of pollen. The record is from RefSeq and is a predicted model, not a curated record. Lineage: Eukaryota; Viridiplantae; Streptophyta; Magnoliopsida; Rosales; Rosaceae. The transcript is spliced from 3 exons.
AUGAGGGCAGGCAAUUCUAGCAACCGUUACGUUGGAGUAUGGUAUAACCAAAUUUCUACCCAAACAGUUGUGUGGGUUGCAAAUAGAGACAACCCUGUCCCUGAUACCUCUGGAGUGCUAUCCAUAAAUGGAGAUGGAGGCCUAGUCAUCUAUGGAAAUAACCGAAGUUUUCCUCUUUGGUCUGCUAAUGUUACUCUCUCUUCUCCAAACAAUUCAAUUGCCAAGCUUCUGGAUACAGGAAAUCUUGUCUUGCUCGAGAAUGAGGAUAGUCAAAAGGUUCUAUGGCAAGGGUUUGAUUAUCCCGCUGAUACAAUGCUUCCACUUAUGAAAAUUGGUUUGGACAGGCGGUCUGGGCUAAACAGGUUCUUAACAUCUUGGAAAUCGAAAGAUGACCCAGGAACUGGAAGCUGUUCAUAUCGGCUUGACCCUAGUGGAUUUCCACAGAUAAUUUUGUACAAGGAUGGAGCUCCAUGGUGGCGGGAUGAAGUGGCAUCUUGGGUUGACCAGACAUGUUGUACUGCAACAAUUUUAGUGAACAAUGCAGAUGAGGUAUCCCUUAUGUCAUCAGCUAAGAACAAUCAGUCAAAUUUCUCAAGGACGGUGUUAGAUGAAUCAGGAACAUUUCGACGGUUCACGUGGAAUGAUCGAGCACAAAAAUGGACAGAAUUAUGGUCUGCUCCGAUAGAGCGUUGCGAUUUUUAUGGACAAUGUGGUCCAAAUGGUAACUGCGAUCCCUAUGUUACUAAUACUAUAGAUUGCAUCUGCCUUCCGGGGUUUGAACCCAAGUCGCCAACUGAUUGGUACUCGAGAGAUGGGAUAGAUGGGUGUGUAAAGAAAAAAGGAGUAUCUACAUGCCGAAAUGGGGAAAAAUUUGUGAAUCUGGAAAGUAUGAAAAUACCAGACUUGUCUAGGGCACUUGUUAAUAUGAAUAUGAGUAUGAAAGCGUGCAAGCAAGAAUGCUUGAAAAAUUGUUCUUGUGUUGCAUACAGUAGCAGCGACAAAACUGGAUGUGUGACAUGCUCAAUAUGCAAAGAAGUCAAAUGA